Messenger RNA from Lolium rigidum, 2193 nucleotides. RefSeq names its product potassium transporter 26-like. The transcript is spliced from 8 exons. Gene Ontology annotation, biological process: potassium ion transmembrane transport. The coding region runs from base 1 to 2193 and encodes 730 amino acids. The record is from RefSeq and is a predicted model, not a curated record. NCBI's taxonomy places the organism in Eukaryota, Viridiplantae, Streptophyta, Magnoliopsida, Poales, Poaceae. Gene Ontology annotation, cellular component: membrane. Gene Ontology annotation, molecular function: potassium ion transmembrane transporter activity.
AUGGAGCACCAGCCGCCGGCCGAAGACGUCGUGGUCCAGAUGAGCGCCGCCGCCGUCGCGGCCAUCGACGAGAGGAGCUCCACGAACGAAGACGAUGACGCCGGCGACGGGGACGUCUGCCGCGCGCGCCGCACCUUCAGCCACUCCUACAAGAUGGAGCACCGCAAGCCCCUGGACUUCACGUGGCUGCAGGUAGGGGUGCUGAGCUACCAGUCGCUGGGCAUCGUGUACGGCGACCUCGGCACGUCGCCGCUUUACGUGUACUCGUCCGUCAAGCUGCCGAACCCGGGGGAGCACGACUUCCUCGGCCUCCUCAGCCUCAUCCUCUGGACGCUCACCCUGAUCGGCCUCAUCAAGUACACGUUCAUCGUCCUCCGGGCCGACGAUCACGGAGAAGGUGGCACCUUUGCCCUGUACUCGCUUUUGCGGCAGCAUGUGAAUUUCAAGGGAAGCAUGCCAAUGCCAGUCACACGAUUGGUAUCUGACAUUAAUCUGAAGUUCCACAGUAAGAAGAGUAAACUACCAUCUAAGAUGCGGGACUUCUUGGAAAAAAGCACACUAGCACAGGCAGUCAUCACCUAUAUGGUCCUGUGUGCGACUUCCAUGGUGAUGGGUGAUGGUGCUCUCACUCCAGCCAUCUCAGUUCUGUCAGCUGUUCAAGGUAUCCAAACAAGAUCUGAUCGCAUAACACAAGAGCAUGUUGUCAUUCUAAGCGUGAUCAUCUUGAUCAUUCUGUUUGUUUGCGAGAGAUUUGGGACGAGCAAAGUCAGCUUCGCCUUCUCUCCUAUUAUGCUCUUAUGGUUUGUAUUUGUUGCAUUCAUUGGACUGUACAAUAUCAUCAAGUAUUAUCCAUCCGUUCUGAAAGCCUGGAAUCCAAUAUACAUAAUAACCUUCUUCUCGAGAAACAAAAAGGCAGCCUGGGAGGAACUUGGAGCAGUGGUUCUAUGCAUAACAGGUGCUGAAGCUAUGUUUGCUGAUUUGGGUCAUUUCAAUAAAUCAUCGAUUCAGCUGGCAUAUUCGGCAAUAGUUUAUCCAUCAAUGAUCCUUGCAUAUGCUGGCCAGGCAGCAUUUUUGAUCAAGAACCCUUCUAUGCUCAGCACAACGUUUUACAGUAGCACCCCAGAACCUUUAUUCUGGCCCAUGUUUAUCAUAGCUACUUUAGCUGCUAUUGUUGCCAGCCAGUCAUUAAUAUCAGCCAGUUUCUCCAUCAUUCGGCAAUCAAUUGCACUAGGCUGUUUUCCGAGGGUUACCAUGAAGCAUACCUCAGAAAAAUAUGAAGGUCAAGUAUACUCUCCAGAGGUCAACUACUUCUUGAUGAUCGUGUGCAUCUUGAUUACUGUUGGCUUUGAAGGGGGGCCACAGAUUGGGCAAGCCUUUGGAACUGUGGUGAUAUUUGUUAUGCUUUUUACAACAGCCCUGAUGUCAGUUAACAUGGUUAUAGUCUGGCAGUGGCAUAUUCUACUAGUUGCUCUGUGUUGUGGUGUCUUCUUUUCCAUCGAAGUCAUUUACAUGACCUCACUUCUAUACAAGGUCUUACAAGGUGGCUGGGUUCCAUUUGUAAUUACAGCAUUUUUCCUUUCAAUAACAACUUCAUGGACUUAUGGGAGACGCAAAAAGAAUGAAUAUGAAGCAGCCAACUUGGUGGAUAGGCAGGAAUUCCUUAAAAUAGUAACGAUGAGCAGCAAGGUACCUGGGAUAUGCAUCUUUUGCACUGACUUAAUGAAUGGCAUUCCACCAAUUGUGCGCCACUAUGUCCGGCAUACGGGUUCCAUCCGUGAAGUGACGGUGUUUGUCACCGUGAGGAUUCUUCCAGUGACAUUCAUCCUUCCUGAAGAGCGCUUCCUCGUAGACAAACUGGAUCAUGUCGGUGUUUACAGGUGCAUACUCCAAUAUGGCUACAUGGACAAACACAACAUCGAUGAUGACGAUUUUGUUGUAUUAGUUGUUGCCUCUCUCAAGGAAAUUGCUGACAAUAAUGAUGAGACCUUACUGCUGGAUUCAGCUUUCACAAAUGGAACAACCUUUGUGUUUGGAAGGACUAUUCUAAAGAUGGGCACCGGACGAAACCGUUUCAAGCGCUUCGUUAUUAAUAACCUUUACAGGUUCCUGCAAAAGAACUUCAGGUCCAACAUGUCCAGUCUAAAGAUAGCUCCUGGCAAAACCUUACAGGUUGGAAUGCAUUAUGAGAUUUGA